Molecule: messenger RNA, 1015 nt
Organism: Nipponia nippon (crested ibis)
Lineage: Eukaryota; Metazoa; Chordata; Aves; Pelecaniformes; Threskiornithidae
Source: RefSeq, a predicted model, not a curated record
AUGACGGCGCCCAAGGGGGCCCUGGGGACGGGGGGGGAGGUCCCAGGGAGCCCGGGGACCAAUGCGUCCCUCAGCGGGGGGCUGAAGGCCAGCAGCAGACGCAAGGGGAGCCUGGAGACGGCCGUCACCCGCUGCUUGGAGCAGGGGAGGAGGAGGAAGGGGAGCCUGGAGACCACCAGGGAGGUCACGGGGAGCCUGGAGACCGAUGCUUCCUUCAGAGAAGGACUGAAGACCACCACGGGAGCCAAGGGGAACCUGGAGACCGCUGCCACCGGCCACUGGGAACAGGGGAGAAGGGGGAAAGGGGGCCUGGAGACCAGCAGCGAGCUUGAGGAGGGACUGGAGACCACCAGGGAGGCCAUGGGGAGCCUGGAGACCACCAGCGAGGCCACGGGGAGCCUGGAGACCACCGUCACCCGCUGCUUGGAGCAGGGGAGGAGGAGGAAUGAGGGCCUGGAGACCACCAGGGAGGUCACAGGGAGGCUGGAGGCCACCACUGACGCCACAGGGAGCCUGGAGACCACCGUCACCCGCUGCUUGGAGCAGGGGAGGAGGAGGAAGGGGGCCCUGGAGAUGGCGACCGAGGCCGAGGAGGGCUUGGAGACCACCGCCACCGCCUGCUCAGAGCAAAACCAAGGUGGGAAAAAGGUCCCAGAGCCCAAGGGGGGUCCGGCCCCCGGCGUACGGCAGAAGGACCACAGCCCGGAGGAGUGCGCGGUGAUUUCUCUGGGGGAGGAUGAGGAGGAAGAGGAGGAGGAGGAGGAGGAAGGCCCCGGGCGGUACCUGGCGGCUCUAGAGGCCGUGCAGCUGGAGCUGGAGGCCGUGGAGGAGCAGGCGGCUCGCGCCUUCCGCCGCCUCCGCGCCAAAUUCUGGCUCCGCCGGUGGCCGCACCUGCAGCGCCGCAACCGCCUCAUCCAGCACAUCCCCGGCUUCUGGGUCACCGCCUUCCUGAACCACCCCCAGCUCUCGGCCAUGAUCAGCGACCGCGACGAGGACGCCCUGAGCUACAUGACGA